AUGUCCUCCACAAGGCAGCGAUUCGGUGCAUUUGUCGUCCUUGUGUUGCUCUGUUCUUUAAUUUGGCAUCUUAAAACCGGCCUAUACGCAACGCCUGCGCAGUUACUGCCCGACAUGUCCGUCACUCAUAUCGUUCUUUUCCAGUUCAAGCCAAGUGCUGAUACGGAGGCUGUUAGCGCUGCCUGUAGCCGCAUGCUCGCACUCAAAGACAACUGUCUUCAUCCAUUGUCUCAACAGCCGUAUAUCAAAGCAUCAUCUGGUGGAAUAGAUCACUCAAUUGAAGGGAUCCAGAAUGGUAUAACACACGCCUUUGUUGUCGAAUUCGCAAACAAGGAAGACCGGGACUAUUACGUCCAGAAAGACCCUGCACACCAGGAUUUUAUCAAAAGCCUUGACGGUAUUAUUGAGAAGGCGCAGGUUAUUGAUUUCACGGACAGGGCGUUUUAA
Talaromyces rugulosus is the source of this 447-nucleotide messenger RNA. RefSeq lists its product as uncharacterized. Lineage: Eukaryota; Fungi; Ascomycota; Eurotiomycetes; Eurotiales; Trichocomaceae. The coding region runs from base 1 to 447 and encodes 148 amino acids. The transcript is spliced from 3 exons. The record is from RefSeq and is a predicted model, not a curated record.